GAGGCUGCUAAAAAGACUGGCAUACGGUCAUAAUAAAUUGGAUUUAAAUUCAAGAACUUGAUCAUUCACUAAAUGCACGCCGCACCCUGAAGAACAGUCAGCUGCAAAUACGGCGCGAGAUAACGUCCGGUCUUGUUCAACUAACCGCAACAAAAUCACCAGCAUCGUACUGAAAACUUGGAACUGUGAUUCAAUUUAAGUUUUACGCCGUACUCGAUAGGAUCGCUAGCGCUCAGUCGGUCGGUCGGUUGGUUGUUCUUCGCUCGGUCAAACUCGCCCAGAUCAGCAGUUUCGUGAGCAGUGUGUGGAGUGAAAAGUUGCUUCUGGUUCCAUUCCGGUAGCGCCGUCAUCGUCCACAGAAAAUCCUCCGGAAAUAGUGCCGAUUUUGGGGAAAAGUUUUACACCACCAGCAUCCCGCACGGUCAGUCAGUCAGUGGUGCUGCACCACCAAAUAGCAGCUGUUUAAAGAACGAACUAAAACCUGGUGGUCGGUAGAGGAAGGACAUUCAAACAAAAAAAAAAUCAAGUGAUAUAAGUUUAGUGUUGUAGUGCUGCGAGGAAGAGUGGGGCCUCCAAAGAUGGCAAAGUUUCUGGCGAUGCUGGCCGUUUGUGCCAUCGUUUGCGGUUUAGUCACGCUCGGCAGUGGACACACGUACAAAACCGGAGAAUGUCCCACAGUGGAACCGAUGAAUGGCUUCAGCAUGCAGCAGUUCCUCGGCGUGUGGUACGUGAUCCAGAAGACGGGCACCUCCUCCAGCUGUGUGAUCUACAACAUCACCAAAACGGACGAACCGGGCGAGUACGACAUCGAACAGGUGUCCCAGCGGAAUCCGCUCUCGGUGGGGCCGCUCAAGCACGAGUACAGCUACACCGGCAAGCUGACCGUGACCGACAAGGACGUCCCCGCGCGGAUGACGGUCCGAUUCCCGUUGAGUGUGGCUGGUUCUGCCAAGUUUGUCGUGUUCAUGAGUGAUUACAGUACGUUCGGCGGAGUGUACUCCUGUCAGAAGAUUCCAUUUGGACAUCGUCAGAGCGCAACUAUUCUGUCGAGGACUCGCGAUCUGGACAAGAUCUACGUCGACAAGAUCCGCAACCGCCUGUCCAGUUUCUCGGUGGACCCGUUCGACCUCAGCAUCAUCGACCAAACCGGAUGCCCCAAGGAGGGAGAAGCCGGCUACAACAUCCACAUCGACUCGAACACCUUCUCGACGAAAAACAUCGCCAACGUGUUCCGCAAGGCCGGCGAAAAGAUCGGUGACGGGUUCGAGUAUGCCGUCAAUGCGGGCAAAAAGAUUUACCACCAGUACACCGACUCGGGCAGCACGGAACAAGGCACACCAACAGCCGUCCCUUCCGGUGGCCAUCGGGGUGAAAAACUCGUCAUGCCCCAGCAUCCGGAGUCCGAGUGGCUUCCAUAGGACGCACCAACGAUCCGGAAAGUCAGCUUUUGCCCCCCCCCCUUUUGCUGGCUCGAAUUUCCCUUUAGUGUCGACAUGAACAGCGAACGGUGUCGAAGGUCAACCACGCUGUUACCGUUUGGUGCUUCUGUGGGGUGAUUGCGUUUGAAAGAUUAGACCCUUUUUUAAAUUUCCACUCAAUACUGCUAGGUUUAAAGCGAAUGAAUACAUAAUUUUCGAUCCAUUAGAA
Molecule: messenger RNA, 1647 nt
Organism: Armigeres subalbatus
Lineage: Eukaryota; Metazoa; Arthropoda; Insecta; Diptera; Culicidae
Product: apolipoprotein D-like
Exons: 5
Coding region: 579-1418 (279 amino acids)
Biological process (GO): response to reactive oxygen species; tissue regeneration; lipid transport
Cellular component (GO): cytoplasm
Molecular function (GO): lipid binding
Source: RefSeq, a predicted model, not a curated record